Molecule: messenger RNA, 1576 nt
Organism: Oryzias latipes (Japanese medaka)
Lineage: Eukaryota; Metazoa; Chordata; Actinopteri; Beloniformes; Adrianichthyidae
Gene: bhmt
Product: betaine-homocysteine methyltransferase
Biological process (GO): L-methionine salvage
Cellular component (GO): cytosol
Molecular function (GO): zinc ion binding; betaine-homocysteine S-methyltransferase activity
Source: RefSeq, a predicted model, not a curated record
AUGCAGAGCGGUAGGCCGGUCUUGCUCCUCUUCUGCUCUAUAAAAGCUGCAUCCGCACCUACAAGGAUCCUUUCAGACGGACUUUGGAGCUGAAAGAACUGCUGCAGGAGCCAUGGCACCAUCCGGAACCAAGAAGAACAUCCUGGAGCGCCUGGAGGCCGGAGAGGUCAUCAUCGGGGACGGAGGCUUCGUGGUCGCUCUGGAGAAGAGGGGUUAUGUGAAGGCGGGACCCUGGACCCCCGAGGCCGCCGCCGAGCACCCAGAGGCGGUGCGCCAGCUGCACAGGGAGUUCCUGCGCGCGGGCUCCACGGUCAUGCAGACCUUCACCUUCUACGCCAGCGACGACAAGCUGGAGAACCGAGGCAACACGCAGCGCUUCACAGGGCAGCAGAUCAACGAGGCCGCCUGCGACCUGGCCCGGGAGGUGGCCAACGAGGGGGACGCUCUGGUGGCGGGGGGGGUCUCCCAGACCCCGUCCUACAUGAGCUGCGAGAGCGAGCAGGCUGUGAAGGCCAUCUUCAAGAAGCAGAUCGACGUCUUCAUCAGGAAGGACGUGGACUUUCUGAUCGCAGAGUACUUUGAGCACGUGGAGGAAGCAGAGUGGGCGGUUCAAAUCCUGAAGACCAGCGGGAAGCCCGUGGCUGCGACUCUGUGCAUCGGACCGGAAGGGGACCUGAACGGCGUCAGCCCCGGAGACUGCGCCGUCAGGCUGGUGAAGGCCGGCGCAGACAUCGUGGGGGUCAACUGCCACUUUGACCCGGAGACCUGCGUGAAAACCGUGAAGCUGAUGAAGGAGGGCGUGGAGAGGGCGGGGCUAAAAGCCCACUACAUGAGCCAGCCGCUGGCCCUGCACACCCCCGACUGCAAUCGGCAAGGAUUCAUCGACCUGCCGGAGUUCCCGUUCGCUUUGGAGCCCAGAGUGUUGACCCGAUGGGACAUGCACAGGUACGCGCGGGGCGCCUACAACGCCGGCAUCCGUUACAUCGGCGGCUGCUGCGGGUUCGAGCCGUACCACAUCCGGGCCGUGGCCGAGGAGCUGGCGCCCGAGCGCGGGUUCCUGCCGCCCGCCUCCGAGAAGCACGGCAGCUGGGGCGCCGGCCUGGAGAUGCACACCAAGCCGUGGGUCAGGGCCAGGGCUCGCCGUGAAUACUGGGAGACGCUGAAGCCCGCAUCUGGACGUCCAUUCUGCGCCGCCAUGUCCAAACCUGACUGUUGGGGUAUCUCCAGAGGCCACGCUGACCUGAUGCAAACAAAGGAAGCCACCAGCGAGGCUCAGCUCAAGGCUGUCUUUGACAAAGCCGCCCAGAGCCAAUGAGAGCCCCUCAAUCAAUUCAAAUCUCUUCAAAAGGUGAUGCAGGGAAAAUUGGCAUGCAUGACUUCCUUGAGCCUGAACCUGCAGGAUCAACUAGUUUUGAAAGCUUCUUGUGGGAUUUUAUCCGUCUUUGAAGGACUUUCGUAGUAUUUUUACUGAUUUUUACAUGAUUUGUACUUUAAAUAUACUAAGAUACACUGCUUCAGUAAUUCCUAACCAUCAAAUGAUGUUAUAAUGCAAAAAUUAAAUCCUCUACUGAGUAAA